AUGAAAGCUUUUAGCUUGCCAGUGAAGUGGUUUAAUCCCAACCAGGGCCAAACCAAGCAUAGAUUUGAAAGAAACGUACUUCUUGAAAAUAGUUUUCGUGAAAAACAAAUUUUUUCCCUUCAGGAUACUGAUAGCGAUGAUGAAGCUUCAAUCAGGUCUGUUUUAAGGAGACUAAGAAGAACAAAGAGCUGUGGUUGUGAGAAAUCUGUUCGGAGGGGUGGAGUACGACAGACAAAACCUAGACUCAAGAAAGUUGUGGAACACUACACUACGGCAAGCUUCCACGGUGCUGCAGGCGAAGGAAGCUUAUCAUUCGAUGCAGACCAGAAGCUAGAGGUUUUGGAAGAGAAUGAUGGUGGUUGGUGGUACGCAAAAAUCAAUGGAGAAGAAGGGUGGGUACCGUCCAACUACAUUGAAAAGCGUGAAGUGACUACCAGUGGCAGAUUUAAUGGAAAGUCUUCUUUAAGUAAUCUUGACGAAGAGACGGGAGAGGAUAGAAAUGCCCCUCCAGCGCUUCCAGCUAGACCAACCUUCGGAAGCGGGGGUACCGGAGCUUUCAAGCCGGUGACUAAGAAAUCCAUCCCGCCUCCCGUUGACCGGUCCAACAGCCCGUUGUUCAAUCGAAAUCCAAACACAAACAGUGGCAGGUUGGACGAGGUUCGAAGAGGAAGCGGGGGCUCUGGUGGCGAUAUGAUGGCCGCCCUCAAGAAACAGUUUGAAAGGUCUUCCGUUGGGGAAUCGUCGUCGUCUCCGCCUGUUCCCACGAGGCCGGGCCUUGCUCCCAAGCUCCCCAAACCAACGCCCCAAGCAUUCUGCAACAGAGAUGCGGCUUACAUCACCACGAGUAGCUAUGUGAAUGAUGAGAAUGAUGGACUUAGCUUUGAGGAAGGGCAGAAGGUGGAGGUGAUCAAGAAGGAUGAUAGUGGUUGGUGGUUGGUCAGGAUAGGAGCAACCGAAGGAUGGGCACCAAAUACUUUCUUAGAAAAACUUUAAGACCAACAACUACUAAAAACUCUUAUACAUUUGCACUUAUUAAACAUUCUUCUGUGGUAUGAGCGCUGAAACAUCUCCCAUUGCAAAUUAAAGUUUAAAAUCACUGCGACUAACUGUCAACCAAUGAAAUGCGCACAUUAGGAACUUGCGCUUUCUGCAAUGGGUUGAACACUAUUAAUAUAUUUUUCCACAUCGUAGUUUUAGAUCAGAUCUUGAAACUAUUUUCUUCUCUAUCAUGUUUCUAUUUUUACACUCAAAUAGAUUUAUAAAAAAUAAAAGAAGUAUAGAAUUUAUGCAUCAUCAUUAACAGUACUUAUUUGCAAUUUUAUAUUGUACAUUCUUUAUCAAAGGGUGCUUUCACAUAUAUAUUUUUUGUUAUAAGAGGUCUAAAGGUGUGUGUGUAUAGUCCGUUGCAAACAUUUGGUUGGAAAACAUGUAUGGAAUUUUUGUGAUGGAAAGCGGUAGCACAGAAUGUUAAUAUAUACAUCACGAUAAUUUGAUAACAUGGAGUUAGAAUUAUACAUGUAUAUUUUACUAGAACAUAUAUGUUGAAUAUAGAAAACACCCAAAAUAUAUUAACAAAUCGAACAGAUUGUAAUGACUCUUAAAUAAAUAAAAGUAAUGUAGGAUUUGUAUCACACAUAUCCACGUUGUUAGGUGCUCAAGGCACCGCUAUAUUAUCCCGGCUAAGCUAGUCUACCUAUUCCGCACUCACAGCUUUUUGAGGAAUUACUUCCUGCUGCUACAUAAUUACCUCCCCUGGGUUGAGUGCAGCACAAUGUUGGUAAAUUUCUUGCUGAAGGAAAGCAUGCCAUUGCUGGGAAUCAAACCCAUCUCCCUCAGAUUGAAAGAUGAGAGUCUCAACCACUAGACCACGA
Molecule: messenger RNA, 1871 nt
Organism: Lytechinus pictus (painted urchin)
Lineage: Eukaryota; Metazoa; Echinodermata; Echinoidea; Temnopleuroida; Toxopneustidae
Product: SH3 and PX domain-containing protein 2A-like
Exons: 4
Coding region: 1-993 (330 amino acids)
Biological process (GO): superoxide anion generation
Cellular component (GO): cytoplasm
Molecular function (GO): superoxide-generating NADPH oxidase activator activity; protein binding
Source: RefSeq, a predicted model, not a curated record